This is a messenger RNA of Caenorhabditis briggsae, 234 nucleotides long. Lineage: Eukaryota; Metazoa; Nematoda; Chromadorea; Rhabditida; Rhabditidae. The record is from RefSeq and is a predicted model, not a curated record. The transcript is spliced from 3 exons. The coding region runs from base 1 to 234 and encodes 77 amino acids.
AUGUCCGCUGCCGUCUGUCGUGCUCUUCUUCUGUUCUGUGUUCUGUUCGUAGUUUGUCACACAUACAGUCGCAUGGAGUUGGAAGACCGAAUGCAGAUGUCGCGCUUCCACGAACCGGGAAAGGGAGCCGCUGGCUCGCAGGGAGAUGACGCGUACCUCCAUUACCUAUCGGAGUACUUCGGAAGACCCAUGCAACGCCGUUCUGCUGGCUCGACAUAUCCUCAAAUGUUGUAA